This is a messenger RNA of Poecilia reticulata (guppy), 2357 nucleotides long. It is a transcript of the gene doc2b, whose product is annotated as double C2-like domains, beta. Lineage: Eukaryota; Metazoa; Chordata; Actinopteri; Cyprinodontiformes; Poeciliidae. Gene Ontology annotation, cellular component: membrane; synapse. The record is from RefSeq and is a predicted model, not a curated record. Gene Ontology annotation, biological process: exocytosis; spontaneous neurotransmitter secretion; regulation of calcium ion-dependent exocytosis.
CUCGCCCGUCUCUCUCAGCUCUUUCUCUCCGAGAUAGGCGGCGCAGACACGGGCAGAGUGUGGGGGUAUAGGACAAGCAGAGAGCAGGGGGUAGAUAGUAGCGUGUGUGUGUAUGAGAGGCUGGCAGACGGCAUGGUCUGGGUGUGAGGACACACUCCGGGAGCCUCCAUGUAGAGCGACAUCACCUGGACCUGUCCAGCGUUCAGAGAAGCAACAGGCGGCAGGAGCGCUCCCAGCAGCUCCUCGUUUUUUACCCUUUUUUUUACCUUUUUUUUUUUUUUCUUCUUUUUGCGUUGUUUUGGGAGUGAGCUCCGGGCUGGACCGCAUGCAUGACACAACGCAAAGGCGAGAAACCCACCAUCAGCAUCCAAGAGCACAUGGCCAUUGACGUGUGCCCCGGUCCCAUCCAACCCAUCAAGCAGAUCUCCGACUACUUCCCCCGUUACCCGCGGGGCCUCCCCCCCACGGCGCCCCAGCCAGUGGGCCACGCCGGGCCCCUGCGCUCUGCCCUCUCCACGCCUGCGGCCGCCGCCGCCCCCCCAGAAAGUGAUCGCCCCAAUGAGGACAGCCCUGAACGGGCGUGUGCUGGAGCCUCCGCCUCCCUGCAGGCCGUCAGGAGGGACGAGGAGCCGGACGUGGAGGGAUACGACUCAGACGACUCCACCACACUGGGAACGUUGGAGUUCAGUUUGCAGUACGACCAGGAGAACAACGCGCUUCACUGCAACAUCAACAAAGCCAAGCUUCCUGUUCCCAGGUACAAAAAGGGGCUCAAACCGAUGGACCACAAUGGACUCUCGGAUCCUUACGUCAAACUGCACCUACUGCCUGGAGCCAGCAAGGCGAAUAAACUCAGAACCAAGACCCUGCACAACACACUCAACCCCGUCUGGAGCGAGACCCUGACCUACUACGGCAUCACCGACGAGGAUAUGGUCCGCAAAACUCUCAGGAUCUCAGUGUGUGAUGAGGACAAAUUUCGCCACAAUGAGUUUAUCGGGGAAACGCGGAUUCCCCUCAAGAAGCUGAAGCCCAACCAAGUCAAAAACUUCAACAACUGCCUGGAGAAACAGUUGCCAGUCAACAAGACAGAGGACAAGUCUCUGGAGGAACGGGGUCGGAUCAUGAUUUCCCUCAAGUACAACACCCAGAAGUCUUGCCUGGUUGUGGGCAUCAUACGCUGCGCUCACCUUGCUGCUAUGGACGCCAACGGCUUCUCUGACCCCUACGUCAAAACGUACCUGAAGCCUGACGAGAACAAAAAGUCGAAGCACAAGACUGCUGUGAAGAAGAAGACCCUCAAUCCUGAGUUCAAUGAGGAGUUCUGUUACGACAUAAAAUAUGCAGACCUCACUAAGAAGACUUUGGAGGUCACAGUGUGGGAUUAUGACAUAGGAAAAUCAAACGAUUUCAUCGGUGGAGUGUCUCUGGGCAUCAACGCGAACGGAGAGAGGCUCAAACAUUGGUUCGACUGCCUCAAAAACAAGGACAAAAAAAUCGAACGCUGGCACACGCUGACCAAUGAGUUACCCGGCUCAGUGAAUGACUGAAGGCCUGCACCCGAUCCGACCCCUCCACAUGCAUUUCCUCAGCUCUUCUCCGUUUUUCUCACGUCAGACAUCCAACUCCUCUCUUUGGGAAAACAUUUUCCUGUUGGGAAAACAUUUUCCUGUCAACAGGGCUCAAAUUAUGCUUUCCACAUCUUGUACAUUUAAAAACACAACUCGCACAGCUGCUGAUGUAUUCUCAUUUCCCGAGAUAUUGAGUCAACACGGAGAAUGAUGGCGGGGUUUGUGCUGUUGACUCGUUAGCUUUUCAGCUUUCUUGCAUGAUCAGUGAAGAUAAAAGAAGCAAAUGCUCUCUGUUUGAUGAGGCCUUUUACAGCAGCUGAAUAAAUUUCACCAAACAAAAAGCAGGAGAGAAACAAAACAUGUGAAAUAAAGCAGAAAUGUAGGCGGGAACGUGACUGAAAAACUAAGAGUAGCAAAUAUUUCCUAAUGUGCAUCGUAUCAAACUAACAUUUGCUUCUUUCUCACGUUUAGUGUUGUAAAGAUGAACUUGUGUGGGAAGAUGUUGCUGUUUAAUAUUGUUGAUUUAAGGUUUUACACAACAUACUGAGCAGUAGUAGUAGAGUCAUUUGAACAUUAACGAGUCAAUUUGACAGAAUAUUUAGGGUCAAAAUAUGGAAAUGAGACGGAAAUACAUGAUAAACACUUUGGUUGACUAAAACCUCUGGCAGAAACUUAACGUCCUUUUCUUGACAUGACAAAAAUUCAUAAUCUGUAGCUGCGUUUCCAUUACUCGUAUGCACAAAACUUUACAGAUAUUCUGCUAAUGUUGAAAAAACUAUAUUGCAA